CCGUCGCGUCAUUAACAAAAAAAUCGAAUCGAAAAAGGUUUUCCCCGUGUCCAGACAGGAGCAGCAGCCAAAAACGAUUUGUUCGAUUUAAUUUCGUCGCGCGAGAAAAUCGGUCGUGUGUUUAUUUCCCGAAACUAGUUUGGUGUCAUCACUCCUACUCCAUCAUCAUGAACGCAUUCGGUGAUAAUUUCGAACAGCAGUCGGAGGUGGAUCCGGCGGCCGAGUUUUUGGCCCGCGAACAGAACGCCCUCGCUGGACUGGAGGAUGAAAUUCCCCCCGUGGCCGCUGGAGCGGGAGCCUCCGCCAAUGGUUCCGUCAAUGGCGAUCCCGUGCCGAAAGCAGAAUCGACAGGACUCGAAAACGAGCUAAACGGAAGCUUUGAAAUGAUCAGUAAUGCCGAUGCGCAAGAUCCGCCCACCACUACUACUGGCGAUAAUAAUCUCAACACAGAAGAUGAUAAUGAUGAUUUUGCAGGCUUUACAGUGCCGAAGCAAGUGACGGAGGAACCGGAAAAGAUACGCAAAUGGCGCGAAGAUCAGAAGGCUCGUCUGGAGGAAAAGGACCGCGAGGAGGAACGCAAAAAGGACGAACUGCGCGAACAGGCCCGCAAGGAGCUGGAGGACUGGUACAAGCAUCACGAGGAAACCAUUUCCAAGACAAAGUCAGCCAACAGGGAAUCGGCCAAAAAUGCCGAAAAGCAGUUUGUGGCUGAGACGGACGAAAUCGAACCGGGCACCGAAUGGGAGCGGAUCGCCAAACUGUGCGACUUCAACCCGAAGACGAACAAAUCGAACAAAGACAUCUCGCGUAUGCGUUCCAUCAUUUUGCAGCUCAAACAGAACCCACUCCAGGCUACGAAGAAGGUUUAAGGCGUACGGGCAGAGGUACGCUUUUACAAGCUUCUAGCAUUCGUUUUGGGGGGUUUAGAAAAGCAUAUACGCAGACAGAUCAAGGGCGAAUGGAAGUGAAGGAUGUGGGGAAUGGGACGAAUGGAUAGAAAGUUCAGGAGGUUAAAGCAAAUGAACCUUAAAGCGUUAUUGAGAUAAUAUAAAUAUUAACUAUAGUUAAUACAGUGCAACACUCGGCCAUUGCACGCCGCAAUGUGCAACGAAGCCGUGCAUCAUGAUGGGUGGUAGCAAAAGGCGUAUAAAUAAUACCUGUAUAAGUUACUGGUUAAAGUUGAAGCAAAAAAAAAGAAAAGAAAGAAUUCCUCACACAUAUAGUUGCAACACGAUACAUUCAUGUGCAGAUAUGCCGUUAGCGAUAUAUAAAGAUACAAUACAAUACAUAUUUGAAAAUAAACGAUACACGAAAGGAUAUCGUACACAUGAUGGCUGUUUUUGGCGUUCAGUAGUCAGUAAAUCCGAACACCUCCAUGUGUGGGGGGAUAUAAAACAAACAAACAAGUUGUCCCGCUUUUUUAUUAUUAUUAUCUCUUCUCAGAAAUUCAUCCACACGAUAAUGAUGUAUUGGUUGCGCGAUGGAGUUAUUUAGUGUGUUUGUUGUAGGUUUAUGUUUUCUUAUUAAAAACAUACUGAUGUUAUAGAGAGAGAUGGACAAAAGGUGCAUUAUUAAGAACACGCGUGCAUGGUUCUUUUGUUUUGUCAUUGCCAAUGUGAAAUAUUAAUUCUCAAUAAAUUGUUUUGUUUUUGGCGCCUUUUCAUCAAAUUACGGGUGAACGUACUACUGCAAUUAUAACAUUUGGUCUUUUUGCAUUUGUUUCAUGUCUCCUUUUUAUGUUCGCUUUUUUGCUUCGUGUUCGAAAAACUCUGCUUGAGAACAGCAUGUUAAAAACUGUGCGAUGGUUUGAUAACGAUAGUUAAUUUUUUUUUUUCAUAUUAUUAUAUUGCUUUCUUACGAAAUUUAAUUGUGUGUUUUAAGGAAACUUACUAAGUAGGGGAACCUGGGGCGAAAUGGACACCUGCAUUCUUGGCAAAUUAACACGUUUAUAAAGAUACUUCUAAUAAUUGAAAAACAUCCAAUACAAUGUUUAAAGCCCACCAUGAACGUUUCAUAUCCUAAGAUUUUAAAAUAAUUGAAUAAAUUCGCAAAUAAAAUGUCA
Molecule: messenger RNA, 2062 nt
Organism: Anopheles merus
Lineage: Eukaryota; Metazoa; Arthropoda; Insecta; Diptera; Culicidae
Gene: Clc
Product: clathrin light chain
Exons: 6
Coding region: 168-869 (233 amino acids)
Biological process (GO): intracellular protein transport; clathrin coat assembly; clathrin-dependent endocytosis
Cellular component (GO): clathrin coat of trans-Golgi network vesicle; plasma membrane; postsynaptic endocytic zone cytoplasmic component
Molecular function (GO): structural molecule activity; clathrin heavy chain binding
Source: RefSeq, a predicted model, not a curated record